AUGGAUUCUCCCAGGCCUGUUUCCAUCUCUUGGAGACACCCUCCAUUGUGCGUGCAUGAUACGUUUUCCUUACACACUUUGGAUGUCUUGACUCACAUUCUCAAAGGCUUCGAUUACGGCGAAUUAUCAUCAGCUUUGAUUCGAAGGUCGGAAGCAGAUGUUCGUCGGCUAUUAAGCCAGUCAAGAGAUCAUGUCCUUGAACGGGGCCAUCAUAGACAUACUCCACUGCAUCUAUCCGUUUGUUGGCCUUUGGGCUUGAGAAUUCUGUUCGAAUUGGCCAAUGAUACAUGUGUGUCGAUCAUUGACGCGACAGACUCAGCGGGUCACACACCGCUGCAACAUGCCAUCUACUGGGCCAAUGCCGAAUCAGUUGCGCUUUUGCUCGAGCAGAAUGCGACGGUGAGUUUGGAGGACACGUCUGUCUAUGUUCCCUUUCUCGACGUCGAGCGCACCAGAUCAAAGCGAAGGGAGACUUACGACCUUCUGACGAGGGUGCUUGUGGACCGCAGAACAGAAAUGCUUCGGUACGCUCUCGAACACCUUCCCGAAUCAGAACUGGUUCGUCUCAACCUGCGCAACAUGACGUUCCUUAGAGACACCGCAUUUGAAGUUGUGGGGUCUUUCAAGCGCAACCUAGUCCGCCCGCCAGCAAUUUUCAAGAACAUAAGGCCUGGUUCCUUGUAUCAUGCGCGCUAUAUGGACGACAUCCUGGCAGAAGCUUUGUUCAACGCCGGUUUCGACAACAUCGAUUCCUUCUGGAAUGGGUAUACACCGCUCAUGAUUGUCGACAAUUUCAGUUUUCGCCGUUACAGUAUCUCGAAUUUCGCGUAG
Messenger RNA from Colletotrichum gloeosporioides, 831 nucleotides. RefSeq lists its product as uncharacterized. Bases 1 to 831 code for a protein of 276 amino acids. NCBI's taxonomy places the organism in Eukaryota, Fungi, Ascomycota, Sordariomycetes, Glomerellales, Glomerellaceae. Gene Ontology annotation, molecular function: protein binding. The transcript has 2 exons. The record is from RefSeq and is a predicted model, not a curated record.